AUGUAUCCCUCGGAAGCAGACAGGAAUCUGCAUUUAUCGUCGAGUCCCAAAGACCAGCCUCUACUUACCCUCCGUUUCCCUAAAAAACUGUGGAGGAUCGUCAACGAGUGCCGGUCUGGGGCCAUUGCCUGGUCGAGCGACGGCACUGCCGUGGUCAUCGACUACCCUAAGUUCCAGUCAGACUACCUAGACAAUCGCCUGGACAUCUUCAAGACCAACAACAUUACAAGUUUCAUCCGACAGCUGAACCUUUACGGUUUCCGCAAAGUAAGUCCGUAUUACAAGGUAGGACCCCACUAUAAGAUUCCGAUGGCUAGUUCCAAGCACGCCGACGUCCAUGUGUUCCGCAACGACUCUUUUGUAAGAGGGCGUCCUGACUUGUUGUCAGGAGUAGCUCGCAAGACCGGAGCACUCAGGGCCAGGAUUAUGCACCGCAAGGGCGGCCCCGGUUCCUCGGCCUCUGCGCCGAACCCCAGCAGGUCGCUUCUCGAGAGGGCCCGAAUGAUGCACUGUCAGGGCCGCUACCUGACAUCCCGCCACAGACAGAGGGCCCUUCGGCGCGCCCUGGAGAAGCAGCGCGAAGCUCUGUCUCGCAUGCAACGCCACCCCUCCUUUCAGUCCACCCCUUCGACACCAUCCAGCUCGGCCGAAGCCGGACCGUCGCGAAUGAUGCCUGACAACUAUAGCGGCACGUACUGGAACGGCACGACAUGGUGCUCUCACGACUCUAGCAGCGACACGACGAGCUCGGAUGAAGAACACGAGUACGCCUACCCAAAGACCGACAAUGCUAAUGCUGCGAUCAACAACUUACGCGGAAUGGGUCGAGUUACGACGCCCUCAAUAAGUUCCCAUGUAGCCGGAUGGCCAAUGGACUGCGCGCCAGGGCUUCACAUGACUGCUGAUGUCUCCCAGCAGGCUACCAGCAGCGGCAGCAGCAGUGUUGCUACAACGAUCAGCUCCGGUUCAAGCCCGUCGCCGUCGUCCAGCGCAUGCGGCGACAUGGUUGCACUUCUGGAUCCCAGCACGUCGCCCAAGGUCGUGCUCCUACAAAAAGGUCGCGAAGACGAAGGCAACAGCACCCCACCGCUAGAAGACUCCUUUAUGCUCGGCUCUCUUAUCAACAAUAUUGGGGAGUCACUGAGUGAUGACUUGUACUACAUUCUCAUGACCGACGACGAAAACAGCACUGCGAAAAAUAGCGUCAGCGUGACUGCAGACGGACCACAACAUACAGCCGCCGCUUUGUCCACUGGCUUGAGUCAAAUGAAAGAGCUGCAGAGCUUGGCGCUCGACAGUGAGACGUCGGAGGAUGACUGCUCGGUCUUUUCGUCCGGUACGAAGUCGAGCUCUGCCAGCCCGCAACCUUCACCGGGUGCUUACUAUUGCAUCUGA
This is a messenger RNA of Ixodes scapularis (black-legged tick), 1395 nucleotides long. Its product is annotated as heat shock factor protein-like. Gene Ontology annotation, molecular function: DNA-binding transcription factor activity; sequence-specific DNA binding. The coding region runs from base 1 to 1395 and encodes 464 amino acids. The record is from RefSeq and is a predicted model, not a curated record. The transcript has a single exon. Lineage: Eukaryota; Metazoa; Arthropoda; Arachnida; Ixodida; Ixodidae. Gene Ontology annotation, biological process: regulation of DNA-templated transcription.